Messenger RNA from Fusarium falciforme, 969 nucleotides. RefSeq names its product Amb-all domain-containing protein. The coding region runs from base 1 to 969 and encodes 322 amino acids. NCBI's taxonomy places the organism in Eukaryota, Fungi, Ascomycota, Sordariomycetes, Hypocreales, Nectriaceae. Gene Ontology annotation, molecular function: pectate lyase activity. The transcript is spliced from 4 exons. The record is from RefSeq and is a predicted model, not a curated record.
AUGAUCGACAAGACCUUCAACUUCCUUGGCUCUGAAGGAAGCGUCACCGAGACGGGCUGUCGUCUGACGAGUGGAUGUACUGCUGCCAACGGAGGCCAGGACACCAUCAAGUCCAGUGGCUGCGACAGCAACGAGAAGCCUAUUCAGGUCAAAUACGACAAGGCUAGCCACCUCGGUAUGCCGGUUGGCAGCAACAAGAGUCUUGUUGGUGUUGGCAACAAGGGUGUCCUGUUUGGCAAGGGUCUUCGCUUCAACGCUGGUGCCAAGAACGUUAUUAUUCAGAACAUUCACAUUGAUAACCUCAACCCUCAGUAUGUCUGGGGUGGCGAUGGUAUCAGCCUGUCUGGCAAUGACGGUGUCUGGAUUGACCACUGCAAGAUCAGCCGCACCGGUCGACAGAUGUUUGUUUCUCACUACGAGGCUUCCCGCGUCACCAUCUCCAACACCAAAUUCGACGGCCGCACCGAGUUCUCCCACUCGUGCAACAACGAUCACUACUGGACCAUCAUCAUCGGUGGCAAGGGCGACAAGAUCACGCUCGACAAGAACUACCUUCACGACCUCUCCGGCCGCGCCCCCAAGAUCGGUUCCUCCGAGGGCACUCAGACCGUGCAGGCCGUCAACAACUACUUCAACUACAACACCGGCCACAAUUUUGACAUUUCCUCCAGCGGCCGCGUGCUCUUGGAAGGCAACCGCUUCGAGAACUCCAAGACACCCAUCACCGAUGCGAGCAAGGUGGGUAAGAUCUUCAACGUUCCUGAUAGCGGCUCGCGCACUACUUGUGCUUCGUCUCUUGGACGUAACUGUGAGAUGAACGCCUACACUUCCUCGGGUGCUGUGCCUAGCCGCAAGGAUAUCGUUGUUCUGUCUGAGCUGGGCAAGUACAAGUCUAACCUGGUCACCCCUAUUCGGUACGGAGACGUCAAGGGCCACGUGAAUGGCAACUACGGUAUCGGAAGGAUUUAA